AUGGAUACCACUGAUAGCCAAAAGAAAAAUCAGCGAGUAUUUAUAAGUUAUAGCUGGAGUGAUAAAGCGGAUGUCCGAUAUGUAAAAGAAUUCUUGGAAAGCAAAAAUAUUUCCUGUUGGAUAGAUGAAGAGAAAAUCUACGUGGGAGAUGAACUUCACCCUGUAAUAGCGAAAGCUAUCAUGUCGUCUGAGAUGUUUAUGCCGUUUUUGAGCAAGAAUUACGCAAAUUCAUACAAUUGUUACCUGGAAUUUAAUUACGCACAUUUGCAUCAAAAGACAAUAAAACCUGUCAUCAUCAAAGAUAUUGAUCCAAAGAAGGAUUUGAUAAGUUCAGAUGGCAAGAGAGAUUUCUAUUUUUUAAUUAGUACUAAGGUCUACACUAAAAUUCUUCGUCAAAAACAAACAGAUGAUGAAUUCAAGAAAAAUUUAGAGAAACUAUAUGAAAGUAUCGUCAAACCUAAGCCAGAGACCAAAUCGAGUCAACAACAACUUAGCCCUGCGAAAGACGAAGUUGACAAGAUGGAUACAGAAACGGCUCCAGGUAAAUUAUAA
Messenger RNA from Trichoplax adhaerens, 552 nucleotides. RefSeq lists its product as uncharacterized. The record is from RefSeq and is a predicted model, not a curated record. The transcript has 4 exons. Gene Ontology annotation, biological process: signal transduction. The coding region runs from base 1 to 552 and encodes 183 amino acids. NCBI's taxonomy places the organism in Eukaryota, Metazoa, Placozoa, Uniplacotomia, Trichoplacea, Trichoplacidae.